AGCCUUUCAGAAAAAAAAAACCUUUUACGUAAUAUCCUGUCCUCGUGCCAAACUUCCGCUCUUCUGCUUCCUUUGAAGAAGAGCAAUGGCGUCACCUGAAGUGGAAACUCACGCAGCUGCAGGUGACGAACAACAGACGGAUUCUUUAGUCUCGCAAAAACGGGAGGCGAGGCUUCGUAAAUUUCGAGAGCUGCAUUUUAAACGGAACGAAGCACGGAAACAGAACCACCAGGAGGUUGUGGAGGAGGAUAAGAGACUGAAACUGCCCUCCAACUGGGAGGCGAAAAAAGCCCGACUGGAAUGGGAGCUUGCUGAAAAUGAAAAGAAAAAGGAAUGUGCUGCCCGUGGAGAGGACUACAACAGAGUGAAGCUGCUAGAAAUCACCGCUGAUGAUGCAGAGCGGUGGGAAAGGAAGAAGAAGAAGAAAAACCCAGACACGGGAUUUGCAGGUUACGCCGAGGCCCAGUUCCGACAGUACCAGAGGCUCACAAGGCAGAUCAGACCAGACUUGGAAAGUUAUGAGAAGCUGAGGGAAGACAGCGGUGAAGACUUCUACCCCACGUCAAAUAGCCUGAUCCACGGCACCCAUGUUCCCACAAAGGACGGCAUUGACCGCAUGGUGGAGGAUGUUGAGAAACAGAUUGAAAAGCGUGCCAAGUACAGCCGGCGCCGAGCCUACAACGACGACGCAGACAUCGACUAUAUCAAUGAGAGGAACGCCAAAUUCAACAAGAAGGCUGAGCGUUUCUACGGCAAAUACACGGCAGAGAUCAAGCAGAACUUGGAGAGAGGCACGGCGGUCUAAGAGGCAUCCGUCGAGUCCUUCACUCUUUCUCCAAAUUGAGGAGUGUUUUUUAAAGCAGUCUUUAUGUUACACUGACAGAUAUCCCCACGGUUUUUCCUUAUAUAAUAUUAAAUGUUGAACAGCCAUUUUUCUUAACCUUGCUUUGAAUUAAACCGUUCCAUAAUUGCAUCCAGUUAUCUCAUGACAGAUAUUUUGAACCUGGGCCUGAAUCCCUGUCAGACCUCUGGGCAUGUUCUUCAGAGCAUGGAAACCAAAAAAAAUGCUUGAGUGUAAGAGAUUGAGAAGAUAAUGGUUAUCAGUGGAGUAAUUCAACUUAUCACCUCUAUCUCCCCUGAGGUUACAACAUGAGCAGCAAGGCCUUGUGACUGGAGAUCAGAAAAGCAAACUGUUUCACAUCCAAGUGUCAAUACACCUCAGAAUGUGGGGGAACAGCGCCCUCUGCAGGCGAUGGGAUGGUUUUCAGAAGAUUAUUUUAAUCCAACUGGUAUUUUUUGUUAGAUUAUCCCCCGUAGGUUUGGGUUUAAAGAGAAUUUUCCACACAUUUGCAUUAACAAUCACUGUUCUGAUCAGGUCACAAUGCUUUCCAGGUCAUUUCAGGGUAAUACUGAUCCAGCAGGGCAAAAAGGGCAGCCAUUGCAUCUCCAAGAGCACAUUAAAAAGAACCUCAAAUUUAACAG
Oryzias latipes (Japanese medaka) is the source of this 1482-nucleotide messenger RNA. It is a transcript of the gene syf2, whose product is annotated as SYF2 pre-mRNA-splicing factor. The record is from RefSeq and is a predicted model, not a curated record. Lineage: Eukaryota; Metazoa; Chordata; Actinopteri; Beloniformes; Adrianichthyidae. Gene Ontology annotation, cellular component: catalytic step 2 spliceosome; post-mRNA release spliceosomal complex; Prp19 complex.